AAGGCAACGGCUGAAGGAAGCACAGGAGUCAGCAACAUCAUCACGCUGAGUGUUGUCAUUCCAGCAUCAAAUACCAGAGUGGCCGCUGAACCUUUCCCCCCAGUCGCAUACGAGGGGUCACGCAUCGUUCUGAAAUGCACUGUCACAAGGGGCUCCCACCUGUCCUACAUCUGGUUUUUCAACAGGAUAAAAAGUAACAUCUUCAACCUCUCCUCUUUUCCAUCUCACUGGUAAUGAGCUGGUGAUGGAGCAGGCAACUCCAGAGCAUGCUGGCAACUACCCCUGCAUUGCCUGGUCCAUGGUUCAGGACAGCAGCAGGUUUUUAGGCAGCGCCGAGGUCAAGGUGACAGUCAAAGCUUAUGUAUCAAAGCCAAACAUCUCCUUCUCCAUCUUCAAAGAGGGAGACGGUUACCAAGGCAACAUAACCUGCUGGUCAACCAGAGGGAGCCAUCCGGUCAACUUUUCUCUCUCAGUAGAUGACAAAGAGGUGGGAUCCCUCACAGCCAACCAAUCCCUCACUGUCUGGUUCCUCGUCGCCAUGAUACCCGGGAUGGACAUGGGUGUGGCGCGAUGCUGGGUGAAAACUGAGACGCAGGAGUUAUUGAGUGAACCUGUGACUCUGGAAGUGGUCCCAGUUGGAGGUGACGUGACAGCGGAGGUGGAAUAUCUCUACAGAGCCGACUCCAAGCUUGCCGCCGCCAGGCUGAGGUGUGUGGUCAGCAGAGGAAGCUUUCCCCAAAUCUCCUGGCUCCUGAACGACUCAGUCCUUGCCUCCGCGACACAUGUGGACGCCCAGUCUCAGGAUGACCUGACUCACGUUGCCCUCGCCAACCGUGGACAGACACUCGUCCUCACUAAGCUCACCUCAGAGGAGUCUGGGUAUUACCGCUGCAGGGUCAGGAACAGCUAUGAUGACUCCGGGCCCUGGGUGAAGAGUGGAGAUGUGCUGGUCUGA
Pleuronectes platessa (European plaice) is the source of this 955-nucleotide messenger RNA. RefSeq lists its product as uncharacterized. The transcript is spliced from 4 exons. Lineage: Eukaryota; Metazoa; Chordata; Actinopteri; Pleuronectiformes; Pleuronectidae. The coding region runs from base 245 to 955 and encodes 236 amino acids. The record is from RefSeq and is a predicted model, not a curated record.